Molecule: messenger RNA, 728 nt
Organism: Paramormyrops kingsleyae
Lineage: Eukaryota; Metazoa; Chordata; Actinopteri; Osteoglossiformes; Mormyridae
Product: C-C chemokine receptor type 8-like
Biological process (GO): immune response; calcium-mediated signaling; cell chemotaxis
Cellular component (GO): external side of plasma membrane; membrane
Molecular function (GO): C-C chemokine binding; C-C chemokine receptor activity
Source: RefSeq, a predicted model, not a curated record
CUUACAAGUAAUUUAGUAAACGGGUGAUUUUACUUAAAGUCUGGCAAUAGGACCAGUGACACCCAAAACACCUUGUUGAAUUUCAUGUUUUUCUCUUAAUUAAGCAAAUUAAUUGCCUGCCAGGUUGAGUUUGAUGCAUAAUUUUUUUUUUGUGUCAUGUUACUUACUGUCAAGUGUACUUUUGUUUUAGAUGCACUGCAGUCACUCUCAAACUCAUCAUGAACAUGUGGGACUCUAAAUUUCAAACCAAUAUCGUGGCUCCCAGUGUGGUUCUGGGCCUCUGCUUCCUUAUCUGUGUCCCUGGAAACAUUACAGUGAUCGUUGUGAUACUUUGUCAUAAGCUGCUGCUGAUCCUGGCCGCCUCUGACAUCUUGUGCCUCAUCAGUCUGCCAAUGUGGAUCUAUGAGCUUUUUUACGGCUGGAAUUUUGGUGAGACAAGCUGCAAACUGAUGAUGUACAUGGUCUUCUGCAGCUUGUAUGGCAGUUUACUGAUGGUCACCCUGAUGAGUGUGCAGCGCUAUGUACAGAUUCUAUACUCCCAGUACUGGGUGAGACUGCGUGGGACUGGGGAGAUGGUGCUGCUGGUGAGUGUGAGCAACAUUCUAGGAUCUCUCAGCUUCAUUAAUAGCUGCAUAAACACCUUCCUGUACGCCUUUGCCUCACGAUACUGUGAUGGAGAUGUAACUCCAUCCAGGAACAAGCAGGAUGUCUCCACUAGCAACCUCUGA